Molecule: messenger RNA, 2019 nt
Organism: Papilio machaon (common yellow swallowtail)
Lineage: Eukaryota; Metazoa; Arthropoda; Insecta; Lepidoptera; Papilionidae
Exons: 2
Coding region: 1-2019 (672 amino acids)
Molecular function (GO): nucleic acid binding; zinc ion binding
Source: RefSeq, a predicted model, not a curated record
AUGGCAAGUUUAAAUAGUUCAGUACCCCAGGAGGGUACCACUGGUUCAUCCGGUGGAGAAUCCCUCCCAGAGGUCGUCUUGGCAAAUCCUGUCAGAACGACCUCUGGCCGGCCCUCGUACUCUGGGGGGGCCAAAACCUGCUGUGAGUACACGACGACUUCGGCGAGUAACAUGGAUAAAGAUGCACGCGAUAUGGAUACGACGACUGGUAGUGGGCUGGAAGCCCACGAUGGACGAGGGAGGGAAAUGGGCAUGGACCUGGACGCGGAGCUGAUGCCGAGUGAUCACUCGGCUUCGAUGUCGGAAAGCAGUCGCCAGGGUAGUCCCGUGGUCAGGAAGAGGAGGGGUCGACCGCCCAGCACCCGCACAUAUGCAGGUCUGGCGAAAGCCAAACACCUGAUCAUCGAUGCCGAGCAACUAGAGGGGAAACAAAGUCGGGCUGAGGCAGAAGCGCCUGCAGCAUCUAUCGCGACGCGGACAAGAGCCCGAGCUCGUAUGCUUUCGAGGAUGCUCUCUGAUGAGGAAGGCGAGGAUUUUCAGGCGGCCGGCUCCCUGAGCCAAAUUAUUAAAGAUAACGUAGAGGUUAUCAAGAAAGUGGCCUCCACAUCUAAAAAUCUAAAAGGAGGCUACAUUAAGGCCCUGAAGGACGCAGCCGAAGAAAUCUCCAAAACAGCCAAAGUUCUACAUAGCAGGAGCGUUUCCGAGGAGACCAAGGGCCUACAGGCGGCCAAUGCUCGCCUGCAGGCCGAGGUGGCGCAGCUCCGAAAGGAGGUCACGGAAAUGAAGGAACGACUCACUGCACCUAUUGCGAGGCCGGAACCGCAGAGGAAUGAAAAUGAGGACCUUGUGCGCACCAUCCUGUGCCAAGUGGGCACGAUGGUGAACGCUAGGUUCGAGGCGCUGGAGGACCGGCUUUUGCCGGAGAAGCGCAUCCGCCCCCCGCUUGCGGCGGACAACAGACCCAAGCCUGUGGACCAGCGCGCACCGGAAGGCCCAAGUCCAGGAACGAGCGGGCAAGCCUCGGGCAGUGCCUCGGGCAAAGCCGCAGGGAAAGCCCCGAAUAGGCCAUCUAAGGCUAAGGCUAAGGCUAAGACGACGGAGCCUCAGCCCCAGCCCCAACCGUUGGCGGCAGAGCCUGCGAUACAGCAGCAGCCUAAAGAACUGCCGUGGAGCGAGGUUGUAAAAAAAGGGCUUAGAGGAAGGAAAAAGGCGGACCGAACUCGGGUCUUUACCAACACCCAGAGGCAGAGAGCGCCACGAACGCCAACGGUCAGCGAACCGAAAACCGCCGCGGUUGUAGUGACCAUAACGCCGGAGGGUACUGCAAAAGGUCUCACGUAUGAUUCUGUCAUCGCGGAGGCCAAAAGCAAGAUAAGGCUGCAGGAUAUUGGCAUCACGACCGGCGUACGGUUCCGGGUGUGCGCCACUGGUGCGCGGAGAUUCGAAGUUAUGGGCUCGGAAAACGGCCCGCAGGCUGACGCGCUAGCGGAGAGGCUGACCCAGGUCUUCGAUGGAAGUCUGGUCCGCGUCUCCAGACCGGCCAAGACCAUCGAGAUCAAAGUGUCGGGCCUGGACGAUUCAGCCACCGUCGAGGAAAUACUAGUUGCUGUAGCCGAAGCGGGGAGCUGCACGAAGGAAAGCCUCCGGUGCACCGGUGUAGUCCAAGACAGAUUCGGGGUGGGACACGCCUGGAUUGAAUGUCCGGUUGCAACGGCGAAGAGGGUUGUCGCAGCGGGUCGUCUAACCCUGUCUUGGGUGGCGGCUAGCGUGAAGUUGCUCGAGCCUCGACCACUGCGCUGUUAUCGCUGCCUCCAGAAGGGGCACGUAAGAGCGCAGUGCAGUGCGGACGUCGACAGAAGCAACCAAUGCUUCCGAUGCGGGGUGGACGGCCACAAAUUUAAAGAGUGCACGGCAAACCCGCAUUGCACCAUCUGUGCUGCGGCCAAGAGACCGGCGGACCAUAGACUGGGUGGCGUCAGCAGAGGUUGCCAUGGAGACGGAGGAAGCCGGCAACAAUAA